Ziziphus jujuba (common jujube) is the source of this 3431-nucleotide messenger RNA. RefSeq names its product poly [ADP-ribose] polymerase 1. Gene Ontology annotation, molecular function: NAD binding; zinc ion binding; DNA binding. The coding region runs from base 201 to 3209 and encodes 1002 amino acids. The transcript has 20 exons. Lineage: Eukaryota; Viridiplantae; Streptophyta; Magnoliopsida; Rosales; Rhamnaceae. The record is from RefSeq and is a predicted model, not a curated record. Gene Ontology annotation, cellular component: nucleus.
AAGCCUAGCUCCGAAGGAUCGACAAAGAUCCUACAAAGAAAACCCACAUCCUGGUCACUUCUACUUUCUUUUCCUAUUUCCUUGUCACAUUCAGUUACCUAUAUAUAUAUAUAUAUAUAUGUGUACAUGUAUACAACUACACAGACAGAGGAGAGAGAGACGCUGUAGAGGAGAAGUGGGUAAGAGAAAGGUGAGAAAGAAUGGCGAGUCUUGAGAACCAAAAGCCAUGGAAGGUGGAAUAUGCAAAGUCGUCGCGAUCGUCAUGCAAAACCUGCAAAAACCCCAUUAACAAAGAGAAGCUCCGCCUUGGCAAGAUGGUCCAGGCCACCCAAUUCGACGGCUUCAUGCCCAUGUGGAACCAUGCUGAAUGCAUUAUGAGGAAAGCAAAGCAGAUUAAAUCAACUGGUGAUGUUGAGGGCUUGGAGCUGCUCCGAUGGGAAGACCAGCAGAAAAUUAGAAAAUACGUAGAAAGUGGUCAGCAGCAGGCAGAAACAACAAAUACAGCCAUUGACAUGGAAUGUGGUAUUGAAGUUUCGCAAACUUCUCGAGCCACUUGCAGGCGCUGCAGUCAAAAGAUCUUGAAAGGAGAGGUUCGAAUUUCCACCAAGCCUGAGGGUCAAGGAGCUAGGGGUUUGGCAUGGCAUCAUGCCAAUUGUUACUUGGAAUCCUCUGAACCUAUUGAACUGGAGAAGUUGACAGGGUGGGGGGCCCUUCCAGUUUCUGAUCAAGCAACUGUCUGUGCCCUAGUUAAGAAGGUUCCUUCUACUCAGAAAAGUGGCUCCAAAGUUGAAGAAAAAGAUGGUAAAGGACUGAAGCAAUUGACUUCCAAAGCUGGAACAAAACGUAAAACAGAUGUGGGUGGUGAUCAGAAGUCUAAAGUUGCAAAGGGUGAUCAAGAUGUGUCAAAAAGCAGGGGUGCAUCUGUGAGGAAAAAUAAUGAUGCAGAGGAUCGAAACCCAAAAUCAUCUGACCUGGAGAGUAAACUAGAGGCCCAAACUAAAGAACUGUGGGCCUUGAAAGAUGAACUUAAACAACACGUAACAACAGCUGAAUUGCGUGAGAUGCUUGAAGCCAAUGGUCAAGAUUCAACAGGAUCUGAGCUUGACUUGCGAGAUCGAUGUGCGGAUGGAAUGAUGUUUGGGGCACUUGGUAGCUGCCCCCUCUGUUCUGGUUCUCUUCGUUAUUCUGGAGGCAUGUACCGUUGCCAUGGUUACCUUUCAGCAUGGAGCAAAUGUUCUUAUUCCACUCGAGAACCAGAACGCCUUAAAGUGAAAUGGAAAGUCCCAGAAGAUACAGAUAAUCAAUAUCUUCGCAAGUGGUUUAAAUCACAAAAGGUUGGGAAACCUGCAAGGAUACUCCCAGCACCAUCAUCCAGCAUUCCUUCUGGAAGCCAUGCUUCCAGUUGCCAAUCCCAGAUUUCUAAGAGUGAAAGCUUGUCAGAUUUGAGAGUUACUAUUACUGGAGUACCUAAGGAAACCACGGUAGAAUGGAGGAGAAAAAUUGAAGAUGCGGGUGGAGCUUAUCAUGCUAAGAUCAAGAAAGAUACAAACUGUGUGGUUGUGGGUGGAGUACUCAAUGAUCUCGAUGCUGAGAAUAGAAAGGCAAGUGAUUUUAUUGUCAGGAGAAUGAAACUUCCAAUUGUUAGGGAAGAUUAUCUGGUUGAUUGUUUUCAAAAACAGAAAAAGCUUCCAUUUGAUCCCUACAAAGUUGAGGCCGUAGGUGGGGCCUCUAGCAUGGUCACUGUUAAAGUGAAAGGGCGGAGUGCUGUGCAUGAGUCUUCUGGUCUGCAGGAUAUCGGCCACAUACUUGAGGAUGGUAAUAGCAUCUAUAAUACAACUUUGAACAUGUCUGACUUAUCAACUGGCAUUAACAGCUACUAUAUCCUCCAAAUUAUCCAAGAUGAUAAGAAUUCAGAUUGCUACGUGUUUCGUAAAUGGGGUCGAGUGGGGAAUGACAAAAUUGGAGGGAAAAAACUGGAGGAGAUGUCAAAAUCAGAUGCAAUCUGUGAAUUUAAACGCUUAUUCCUUGAGAAGACUGGGAAUCCAUGGGAAGCAUGGGAAAAGAAAAAUUUUCAGAAGCAGCCAGGCAGAUUUUUCCCAUUGGAUAUUGAUUAUGGGGUCAACAAGCAGGUUACAAAGAAAAAUAAGAAUGAGAGCAGCAACCUUGCUCCCCAGUUAGCAGAAUUGAUGAAGAUGCUCUUUAAUGUGGAAACAUACAGAGCUGCCAUGAUGGAAUUCGAGAUUAAUAUGUGUGAAAUGCCCCUUGGAAAACUGAGCAAAACCAAUAUCCAAAAGGGGUUUGAGGCAUUAACAGAAAUACAGAAUCUCUUAAGCAACAAUACUCAUGAUCCUUCUGUGAAAGAAAGCUUGAUCAUUGAUGCCAGCAACCGGUUUUUCACUGUGAUCCCUUCAGUACAUCCUCAUGUUAUUAGGGAUGAGGAUAUUUUUAAGUCAAAGGUGAAAAUGUUAGAAGCUCUCCAGGACAUUGAAAUUGCUUCAAGAUUGGUUGGUUUUGAUGGUGAUACUGAUGAGUCCAUUGAUGAUAAAUACAAGAAGCUCCGCUGUGAGGUUGUUCCACUCUCUCAUGAUAGUGAAGAUUAUCGGUUGAUUGAGAAAUAUCUCCUUACCACUCAUGCCCCUACACACACGGAUUGGAGUCUUGAACUUGAAGAAGUUUUUUCACUUGAAAGGGAAGGGGAAUAUGAUAAAUUUGCUCCUUACAGACAAAAGCUUAGCAAUAGAAUGCUCCUUUGGCAUGGUUCUCGGCUGACAAACUUUGUGGGCAUACUUAGCCAGGGACUGAGAAUAGCUCCUCCUGAAGCUCCAGCUACUGGUUAUAUGUUUGGCAAGGGGAUUUACUUUGCUGAUCUUGUCAGUAAGAGUGCUCAGUAUUGCUAUACCGACAAGAAAAAUCCUGUGGGCCUCAUGCUUCUCAGCGAAGUUGCCCUAGGGGAUGUCUAUGAAGUCAAGAAGGCCAAGUAUAUGGAUAAACCUCCUGAAGGAAAGCACUCCACCAAAGGACUUGGCAAGAAGAUGCCUAACGAGUCUGAAUGUGUAAAAUGGAGGAAUGAUGUUGUAGUUCCUUGUGGGAAACCGGUGCCAUCCAAUGUCAGGGCCUCUGAACUGAUGUAUAAUGAGUACAUCGUUUACGACACAGCUCAAGUUAAGAUGCAAUUCUUGUUGAAGGUGAGGUUUCAUCACAAGAGUUAAGGAGGAAGCUAAUUGGAUUAUUCACUAACAAGGUCAUUGUAUAUAGCGUGGUGGUUGUGCAGUUGUGAAUUCUUGAAUUGACGUUGUCUUUUAUCUUUUGGAUUCCACAAAUUUGGAGAAGAUCUCAUUUUGGGGGUUUACUGGAGAUCUUUAAACUUUGGCUUUGCCUAUGUAAAGGGUGUUUUGUGGUUAAUGAAACUGUUAAGUAUUUUCGGCUAUUCA